Molecule: messenger RNA, 555 nt
Organism: Blepharisma stoltei
Lineage: Eukaryota; Ciliophora; Heterotrichea; Heterotrichida; Blepharismidae
Source: the annotation of a GenBank genome assembly
AUGCCACAAGCCUAUUUCAUAUUAUCAUUGCUUACUGAGUAUCGUAAAAUGGAAAUUCAACAAGAAACUUAUUCGACUACUUAUGCAUCCCAAGGAAGUUAUUUCAGCAGCUCUCACUAUCAUCAAAUAGAAUUUCUUCAUGGCCAUGACUAUCAUCUUUCGCUAACAGUUAAUUCAACCCAACUUUUAGAUGGAGAAAUUAUUAAAAGCUCUAAAAUAAAAGCUCUAAUAGAAGAAAUUUGUGUAGGAUAUGAUCACAAAAUUUUUAUAACUGAAUCAGGCGUAGGGCAUGAAGUUGAAGAUUUAGGCGAUCAUGUCGGGCUGACUGUUCGAGGACUCUCUUAUGAAUUUCCAAAACGUCUUUGUGUUUUUUUGCCAAUUGUCUUAGGCACUUGUGAAGAGAUAUCUCGAUAUUUAAGCUUAAAUAUCGCUAAUCGUCUCAGAAGCGAGCUUGAGAUGAACCCAGGCAUCUAUGCUAUAAAUGUGAAGAUUUCUGAGGUGUAUAAACAGCAAGAAGCUUCCACAAUUCUAGAAAUAAAGGAGCAUAAAUUUUAA